CCUACCAUUAAAAUUCGUAAAGGUAAUAAAUUAAAUGUUUGUUAUAGCUCAAAUACUUUGGAGUUUGUUUCAACAAAAGCAACUAUUUCCUUCAGAAUUUCUGCAGUUUUAUAUAUAGAAAUUGAAGAAUUGCAGAAAUUACUCAAUAAUCGAAAAGAUGAUAUUGAUGACUUACUUAAAUUGCAGCAUGUGUAUGCCAUAGGAAUUGACUUUCAAACGACUCUAUCAGAUAAUAAUAGUGAUGGUAAUAGAGGUGGUAAUAAUAAUAGAGAUGGUAAUGAUAAUAGUAAUGGAAAUAGUAAUGAAAAUAGUAAUGGAAAUAAUAAUAGUGAUAUAUCCUCUGAAGGAAGAGUUAGAGCUGCUAAAAUUUCUCCCCCUAACCUUGAAUAUGAGAUUGAUGUAUAUCUUUGUAAAAUAGGAAAAUUUCUUAGUUCUCAAUUACUAAGAAUGCGCGGCUGUGGCUAUUAUCUUGAUUCUGUUGAAGUUUGUGUUUCUCCAAUUUCAUGCAUACCUAAUAAUACGAAUGGUUUAUUUAUAUCAAAAGACACACCAUAUCCACAACAGUUAAAUCGAACCGUUGAAUUUUCAGAUGGUCGUAAAACAAACAUUGAGGGACAAUUUAUUGGAGAAAUUGGAUCAGUACCUAAAUCUCAGUGCAGGCAAAAGGUGGUAACAUAUUAUGUUCCUGAAUGCCAUUCUGCUAAGUGGCAUAUCAAGAAAAAUAUGAGUGGAUUUCGUAUUACUAUUACUCAAGUAUUACGCUAUAAGAUUAUCAAUUCUUUUAAACUCUUUCUAUCAAAACCAAAGUUAAUCAAGUGUCCUGUUAUUACCCAUGUUCUUGAGAUAAGUUUUAACAAACUUGAAGACUUCAAUGCAAACUUUGCAAAAUUAGUAAGGCCUGAUGAAGAACCUUAUUACAAUGAAAAUGAUGUUAAUAUAGAAAUCUCAAAUAUUCAGAAAUUAGAUGGGGAAAUUAUAAUUAACUGA
This is a messenger RNA of Funneliformis caledonium, 987 nucleotides long. NCBI's taxonomy places the organism in Eukaryota, Fungi, Glomeromycota, Glomeromycetes, Glomerales, Glomeraceae. The record is from the annotation of a GenBank genome assembly.